ACCGACAUUCUUAUUUUUGGAUUCUCCGCCGUAAGACAAUGUUUUUGUCGCCGUCGAGGAAUUUUCUUUUUCCGGCGUUGGAGAGUUGCAUCUUCUCAUUCUUUCCUUCGCCGUGGGUCUUUGUGGGUCUGGGUUUGCGAUUGAAGAGGUUCUCGGUUUGCGAUUCAAGUGGGUUAAUCGUCGAGUAUCUUUGUCUUCUCUGCCAGCUUAAUCGCCUCUGCGUUUGCAUCGCCGGCCACUACUGUUCUUCUUCCAGCCAAAACUUCUUAAUUGGAAUGGCGUCAUCCUCCGAAGUCUCCAAAUAUCCUCCUCCACUAUAUGUAGAUGGAAAAUCGCCUUUGCAGAGUAGGAGCAUGAACCACAACUGUUUUCUAUCAAAAAUAGGACCCUUGAAAGAAGGAUUAGGGUCGGAUGUGUGGGAAUCUUUGGAGAAAUCAUCCCUUGGAGUUUUUUUAAAGCUUACUGAAUUGUCGUACACAUGGUGCGCAAAGAAUGUUCAUUACUUGCUCACGCAUCAGCUGAGAGUCAACAACUUCCAUGAGGUUUGGUCGUUGAUUGAUGAUAGGCCCAUCAGAUUUUAUUUGAAUGAAUUUGCACAUAUAACAGGCUUGAAUUGUGAUCCAUUUGACGUGUCAGACCACUUCGAAGCUGAUCAUCAUGAGUUCUGGGCAAAAAUGAAAUUAGAAAAAAACACUGAAGGUCCAAAGUUUAAUGAGCUGCUAAAGGUGGUUGAUUUUUGCAAGACAUGGUCUCCUGAGGAGAGAACCAUGGUUGGUAGGUUAUGUUUACUAUCUGUUUGUGUACAUGGUCUUCAUAGUGGAUCUAGCAUCCCCUUGGCAUCCGCUAAAAGAGUGUUGGAUCCGGUGGCUUUUGAGAAAUAUCCAUGGGGUAGAGUGGCGUUUACUAGUUUAGUAAAUUCUCUCAAGACUGUUGCCUUUGACAAAUCAUCAUACACGAUACAACGAUGUGUUCAUGCGUUAUUGAUUUGGUUGUACGAGAGUGUUCCAGGCGUAGGAGAAGCUUGUGGUUUGAGAAGGUUAGAAUCGGCUGGUGUUCCACUACUUAACUGGCAAUCUUCUAGGAAACAUAUCAAUUUUAAAGAAUUCAUUGAAAAAGAGAAGAAAGAGCAUGGACAGGUCCGUGUUAGGCAUAUGCUUCCAGUUUCAGAGGAUGAUCUGUAUCCUACAUGGUGCGACGCGGAUGACAACAAGGAUCCAGACCUUGAAAACUUGAUUGAAGAUAUUUUUCACAAUCGUCUAAGAGACAAUGCUUGGGAAGGAUUCAAAACAGUGAAUGUGAGGAAGAAUAAACGAAAAGUAGAAGCUGGUAAAGAUGGUGAGAUCAGAAGUAGUCAAAAGGAAAAGAAGUUGAAAGAGGCUCACUCUUAUGAUGAUGAACAAGCAGAAGUUCCAGACAUGAAGGAGAAGUUAUGCAAAGAACAUAUCCAGGAUGUACGUUCUGAUCAGAAAACCUUGUUGGAUAUUUGGAAGCUGUUGGAAAAACUGAAUGGUAGUAUUACAGAGUUGGACAAGAAUCUGAGCAAUAGGAUGACCUGUUUGGAGACUAAAUUCGAAUCUUUUUUGAAAGAAAGUAAAGAGGCAAAAACCUGUGCUCAACCAAAGGAGGCCACUUCUGACAAUAAAGGAGAUGAUGAGGUCCAUAGUAAAGCACUUUCUUGGAUUGUUGAGAUGAAGGAAACUACGAAUGAUGAAUUUCCUGUCCCACGAGUUGUGAGAAAAGUGUACACGGUGAAAAACAAGAAGGAAAGGAGAGAAGACGAUCAAUCAGAGGAUCUUUCUUUAUGUGAGAUGAAAGAUGCGACUAAGGGAAAAGAGAAGAGUAGUUUGGCUAAAGUAGCAGUGAAAUCAGCAAUCAAGGUUGAAAAGAUGAAGAGUGUGGAUGUUUUAGAUGGUUCCAAGGAAGAGAAGCAGAAGAAGGUUCCGAAAGUUGGUAAAAAAAAAAGAAAGUGAAUGUCGACAUGGAUGAGGUUGAAGAUGUAACUGAGAAAGUCAUAGCAGCAAAUCAGAAAAUGGUUUCUAGUUUUGAAGAGGCUUGGUCAGACCCUAUACAACAGAAGGCUAGUAAAGUGGUAGAUACUGCAUUAUCACUACUUCAGGAUAAGUUACAGGAAUUAGAUGGGGUGACUCAUGGUAAACGAGUGCCAUAGUUGGCAGGAUCGCAGAAGUUUCCUUUCAUUGGAAGCUCUACAGUGAAGCGCAUAAUUACUGAUGACGACCAUAUCAAACCUAUGGAAGAUGUGAAAGCCAAGCGACUUAUGGAGUUCCUUGAUCUGAUGAGGAUGAACGAUUUACAACGGACAGUUACUCUGUGAGAUUCUAUUGGCAGAUUAUAACUCCAAGAGUUGAGUGGCCAAGCUAUAACUAUGGAUGGUUGAAAAGCUAUCACAUGGUUCCUGCAAUGGCUAUGUUUCGAAAACAGUUGAUGCGUGAUCCAUGUUCGUACCCUAGGCAACGCAUAACCUUCUUGGAUCAAUAUUUUAUCGCGAAGCUAGAAAAAGAUUACAAUUAGUUUGCACAUGAACCUAUGAACUUCUUGUUCAGGAAAACCUAUCAAGAGCAUUUCAACGGAACAGCUCCCACUGAUUCUCCGACAAACAAGAAGUGGUUCACUGAGGUAGAUCACUUAUAUGCUUGUCUUUUUGUCAAUGAUGAUCAUUGGGUGGCUUUGCAUAUUGACUUGCCGAGUAGGAGGAUUAAUGUUUAUGAUAGCAUCCCCGGAUUGGUGAAAGAUUCAGACAUGGUUAAAUAUUGCAUGCCUUUUAGGCAAAUGAUUCCUGCAAUGUUAAGUGCUUUUGUUCCUGAGGAUAUCCGAAAGAAGAGUUUUGCGAUGUUAGAUGUGAGAAGAGUGAAAAGAAAUGUUCCACUGAAUGAAGAUCCAGGAGACUGUGGAGUGUAUGCACUGAAGUAUAUAGAAUGUUUAGCUCUUGGGAAAACAUUUGAAGGCCUAAGCGAUAGAAACAUACCAUCCCUUCGGACAAAGCUAGCUGCAGAGAUUUAUGAAGAAGUGGGAGAGUUAGUCGUACCAAAAGAACCAGAUCCUUACUUUCAUGCUGGGGACAUAGAAGUCCCUCACCUUAUGGAUGAGGGAGAGUAGAUUGUAAUGUACUAGUCUUUUUCAUCUUAUGUACUAGUCUUUUUCAUCUUAUGUACUAUUCUUUUUCAUCCUAAUGAACUAGUUUUUUGCUGUGGAUUUAUGUUUGAUUA
Molecule: messenger RNA, 3224 nt
Organism: Camelina sativa (false flax)
Lineage: Eukaryota; Viridiplantae; Streptophyta; Magnoliopsida; Brassicales; Brassicaceae
Source: RefSeq, a predicted model, not a curated record